Messenger RNA from Amoebophrya sp. A120, 6934 nucleotides. The record is from the annotation of a GenBank genome assembly. NCBI's taxonomy places the organism in Eukaryota, Dinophyceae, Syndiniales, Amoebophryaceae.
AGACAGAGCAACAGACAACUGUGCUGUGUGACGUGUGAAUCACAACAAGCAAACGAAAGUACGACGUAGUCAAGAGUAAACCGCACAUCAAGAUGUCCCAGACGAUCGGCAGCAUCGAGAAAGUCGCCGGGCCCCUCGUGGUCGCCGGCGGGAUGUCCGGGUGCAAAAUGUUUGAGCUGGUGCGGGUCGGCAAGGAGAAGCUCAUCGGGGAAGUCAUUCGACUGGAGCUGGACACGGCAUCCGUGCAGGUAUGCUGGAUUAGUGUCUUGGCUAAUUGUCGUAUGUGCAUUUGAGUACAUUGUCUCUGAAGCAGUGCUGUGCUAUUUGCUCUAUAUACUAUUUUCAUCACCAUGCAUUGAAACAAUAAUAACCCGAAAACCCUUAGGUCUACGAAGACACCGCGGGUCUGACCGUCGGCGACCCGGUGUACGGCACGGGUUCUUCGCUGUCCCUGGAGCUCGGGCCGGGGAUUUUGAACGACAUUUACGACGGUAUCCAGCGUCCGUUGGAGCGGAUCAUGAACGACACGGGGUCCGUGUUCAUCAAGCGCGGCGUGGUAUCCAAGAUGAAAAAAGCUGUCUCAGUCCCAAACCUUUGCAGACUCAGCAACACAAUAAAUUUCGUCAGCAUGACGCACAAGGGAAUCUGUGAUGCGUAAAAGUCACAAGAGACAAAACAUGCAUUUGAAGGACGCCCUUCGCGCAUGUGGAGUAUGACAGAAAACUGUCUCACGGAGUGAGUGUCCUUAUUGGAAGUUGAGUCUGAGACAGUUUUUUCUUUUUGAUAACUUGAGGUCGACAACUUGAACCGGGGAAAGUCGUGGGAGUUCCGCCCGUUUCCGGGGAUCAAGGUCGGCGACAUGCUAACGGGCGGCGACAUCUUUGGCAUCGUGCGGGAGAACGGGCUGUUCCGCGAGCACAGAAUCAUGAUCCCGCCGAAGUCGCAGGGGCGCGUGGCGCAAAUCAUGGGCGUAUCCACUGCAAAGAUGUCUGGGUGUGGAAGGUAGGCGCAAGAUUUGUCAUGCUUGUCUAACGUGACGGCGCAGUAGUUUGUGAUGCGGACUCACCACGAAAAAGCAUUUUGCUUGUCAUUCAGAAAGAAAGUUUGUCAUGCGGAACGCGCAGCACCUAGGUGCGCAACUACUUUCUCGCAUGCGUGGCAGUCCUGUGCAUUUUUACAGAGCCUUUAUCGUUCUUUCCUGACUUAGCAUUACAAGUUUCCAUGCUCAGACAUGUCUGCACUCGAUAGGACGCGGGGAAUUACAAAAUUUUGGACACCCUGCUGGUCCUGGACACGCCCAGUGGAAAGAAGGAGCAGCUGCAGAUGAUGCACAAAUAUGCAUUGCAAAAGAACUAUCGUACAACUAGUGGAAGGAGCUUCUGCAAGACUAUUCAAAAUGAAAAUAAAAUUUCCCAUGCAUGAAUAAAAGUGGAUUUGUCUUUGUCAUCAUGGAGUUCGUUGUAUUACAACAGAAGCAUCAAGUCCGAUAGUUGUGCACUCGAUAACAAGUGGCCGAUCCGCGAGCCCCGGCCGACCAAGGAAAAAUUGCGCGGCGAGGUUGCGAUGCUGACGUGCCAGCGGGUGUGCGACGCGCUGUUCCCAAUGACCUUGGGUGGUACCGCGGCGGUCCCCGGCGCUUUCGGUUGUGGAAAGACCGUCAUCUCCCAAGCGCUUUCGAAAUACUCGAACACAGGUACUUUUAAUAAUAUCGCUGAUGAUUUACAAAACAAUGUGUCGUGGUGCUGCUUCUUUAUCACGUAGUUCAUGUGCUGAAAAAAAAAUAGAGAUUUCCUGACCUUUGUUCCUUUGGUGGAACUAGGCGAGACCGCGGAAAAAAAAUCAGAUGUCGUGGUGUACGUGGGGUGCGGCGAGCGUGGCAACGAGAUGGCCGAGGUGCUGUGCGACUUUCCCGAGCUUACGACGCUGAUCGAGGGCAAAGAGGAGGAGAUCAUGCAGCGAACCACUCUCGUGGCCAACACCUCGAACAUGCCGGUCGCGGCCCGUGAGGCGUCGAUCUACACCGGUGUUACAACCGCCGAGUACUUCCGCGACCAAGGUUUCAACGUGGGUAUGAUGGCGGACUCCACCUCCCGGUGGGCCGAGGCGCUGCGUGAGAUGGCGGGACGGUUGGGGGAGAUGCCGGCCGACAGCGGGUACCCGGCCUACCUCGGUGCCAGGUUGGCGUCCUUCUACGAACGGUCCGGCCGCGUGAACUGCAUCGGGACGCCCGACCGGGAGGGCUCCGUGUCCAUCGUCGGAGCCGUGUCCCCACCGGGUGGUGAUAUGACGGACCCCGUUACGAGCGCGACGCUGUCCAUCGUGCAGGUGUUCUGGGGGUUGUCGAAGAAGCUCGCGCAGCGAAAGCACUUUCCGUCGCUGGACUGGACGAUCAGCUUCUCCAAGUAUACUUUGAUUUUAUUCCUCGUAGUCAAGAAACUAACCUGUCUUGCACCUAGCUUCUUCUCUUCCAUUCAAAUCGUCAUGCAAAACAUGAGCCUCAGACUCUCGUUUUAUUGCUGUUGAUCUAUCAUUUUUAUUGCGAAUCUAUCUAUCAUUCCCACUCCUGAUAAUCAGGUACGUCCGCAUCCUGUGUCCGUUUUUCGAAGCCAACUACGAUCCGGAGUACGGCCGCUUGGUCCAGACCUUCAAGGAAAUCUUGCAGAAGGAAGACGACUUGCAGGAGAUUGUGCAGUUGGUCGGAAAGGAUUCCUUGUCUGAGGAUCAGAAGUGCACCUUGGAGGUGGCUAAGAUUAUCCGUGAGGACUUCUUGCAGCAGAACGGUUUCUCCGACUACGACUUCAUGUGCCCCCUGGCGAAGACGAUCGGUAUGAUGAAGGUCAUCGCAUUGUUCCACGACACCGCGCAGAAGAUGAUUGUGGAGUCAACCGGAGACAAGAAGAUCACCUGGGGUAAGAAGUACUUAUAGGAUUUUGCAUGUGAAGAUGUAUAAUUUUUUGAGUAGGCCAGACCCGGCAGGCCCUUUUUCGGUAGGUAGUGCAGUAGGGUAGUGCGAUGAACUAGAUAGAUUAACGCUAGCUAACUUCCAAGAAGAACGGGACCGGAUGCGAAAAAUGAGCCCUCAGAGCAGUUCCAGCUGUCUUCGAAGGGAUUUUAUAGUCGUUCAGCCUAAUAUCCUCCCAUAAAGGAGAUACAGAUAUGUCAUGCACAUCAUGCAUGAUUAAAGGCUUUAAUUAUGCAUGAUGUGCAUGACAUAUCUGUAUCUCUUCGCUUCGCAAGACGCGUAAGAGUGCAAACCUGGACACCUUUGCAGACAAGUGCUCUGAGAGCGCACUGCAUGUGGAUACCCUGGCUCGGAGCGGCGGCACGCGUUGCAAACGUGUUUGGGCCUGGAAGGUUCAAACUAUGCCGAGCCUCAGCAUCACGACAGGCAUUUUCAAAAAUAAAAGUGCGCGAGGCACGCGCACGCGUUACAGAUACAGACUUCGUUUCGGCAUGACAAUUCUGCAGCCGUGUUGUUCUCAGUCAUGCAGCCCACGCACUACAUUUACAGAAAGACUUGCCAGGCGGCGGCGGCGGCGACGCCGGGGUAGGUCGGUAGGCCGGCCCUGGCAACAGCGGGCGCAGUGCUGCCUCGGGUGGCGUCACAACAGGCAGCUCAGCUGUCUACCUACCUACUGACAAGCCGAAGCUUUCGGUUUGUCAGUAGGUACGGUAGGUAGGUAGGUAGAUGACAGCAGUAGAUGGCUUUUCGGUUUCAAAUGAGCACUAGACUUUUUGAAAAAGUGUAGUGCUCAUUUGAAACCGAGAAACAAUCUCUGUCAUGCAGUCGGAAGUGCACAACACGCACAAAUCUGCACUCCUGUCACGAAAUGGAAAACCCAGGAACCUGCAACCGGAACGCACUCCGCAGGCACUCAAAGACAAAGAAUUGGGCGGAGAUACCAACCUACAUCGCCCGGCCCGCGCCGAUUUGUUUGCGCGGGGGGGCGGUAGGUUUAGGGGGGGAGACCGGCUGCAGCGACGCGGAUCCCCGCGGCUUUUAAUUUAUGCGGGGGCGCGCAAAUAAUUGGCGCUGGAAGAAGGCCGCGGCCAACUGUUAGCUCAGCCCGCCCGCCUCGCUCGCGGCCUGCGACCGCCGGCCCGCGCGCGCUACUUUCCCCGGCCGGCCCCGGGCGCACCAGCCCGGCACUGCCCCGAACCCCGGAGGCGCUCGUCGCCGCCCCCCGGCACCCGGGUCCAUGCGCAUGCCCCCCUUCCUCCGAGGAUAGAUUUUCCCGGGUCUGGCUCAAGUCCGGGCACUUUUCUGGGGGCGAAUAUUUUCCCCAGAUUUUCGCCAGAUUCGAAAAGGGCUGCAUUGGAAUUAGGCCGGGGGACGGCGUCAAAGUUUGGCCGUCCACGCAUUUCCGGGCGGCGAGCCCGGGGGGAAUUCCGGGCCGCCCCGGGUUUGAGCCAGAUUUGGCAGAGGCUUUAGUGGAAUUAGGCCGGAAGGCAGCGUCAAAAUUGGGGCCAGGCGUGGCCCCGGCCCAGACUGGGGCGCCCGUAUUCCGCUUGCAUUUGGCGCCCGCGCCUAUCGGCCGCGCCCGUUACCCCUAGGCCCCGGGUUGCUUUCGGCCAAAGGAAAGCACUUUGUUUCGCGCGGACACACAAAAAAUUUUGUGACCCGCGGCGCCGCGCCUUUUGGUAGGUCGGUCGGGUAGCCCCGACGCCUCUGGUGGUAGGGGCUGUCUAGUACAGCCAUCAACCUUUAGUAGGUAGGUCGGGUAGAUCUGAAUGAAACCCCUGAGAGGGCGGCGCGGGCAACUAAAAAGCGCCUCGGGUAGGUAGGUCGAGGAGAUUCGGCCUCUCACCCUGGCCACAUCUAGCGACUAGCAACGGCGCCAGGCAGGUAGGUCGGGCGGGUCGAGCCUCCCCAGUGGCUGGCACGCUACAAUGUCAAGUAGGUAGGUCGGGUAGAUUUUCUAAUCAAGACCGGGCGCGGUUAGUGGCUUCAAGUAGGUAGGUCGGGUAGAUCGCAUGGCCAUGCGAUCAAGACCAGGGGUGGCCAGUCACUUUAAGUAGGUAGGUCGGGCAGAUUUAUAUGACUAUGACUAGGCCGGCCGAGCGUGGUCAGUCGCUUCAAGUAGGUAGGUCGGGUAGAUCAAGAAUGGGCAUGCUGAUGGUCAGCAGCUUCAAGUAGGUAGGUCGGGUAGAUUUUCUAAGCAAGACCGGGCGCGGUUAGUAGGUUCAAGUAGGUAGGUCGGGUAGAUCGCAUGGCCAUGCGAUCAAGACCAGGGGUGGCCAGUCACUUUAAGAAGGUAGGGCGGGCAGAUUUUAUGACUAUGACUAGGGCCGAGCGCGGUCAGUCGCUUAAAGUAGGUAGGUCGGGCAAAUCAAGAACGGGCACGCUGAUGGUCAGUAGCUUCAAGUAGGUAGGUCGGGUAGAUUUUCUGAUCAAGACCGGGCGCGGUCAUACUUGAAGUAGGUAGGUCGGGCUUGUUUGAGCGAGGCCAGCUGCAGUUGCCAACCAACCUACCAGAGCUACUAGUAGGUAGGUAGGCCAGCUACCGCGAACGUGCGUCAGGUGCAUUGUGGUGGGUAGGUAGGUAGGACAGAAAAAUUGCCAACAGAAGGACACUGAGGGCGCGCACCUGUUUCGCUAGCGUUAAUCUAUCUAGUUCAUCGCACUACCCUACUGCACUACCUACCGAAAAAGGGCCUGCCGGGUCUGGCCUAUUGAAUUUUUUUGUCUACUUUUGGAUUUCCUUGCAGAAAGUAUGCUUCACAGCAGGCAUAGUUACAGACCACGAUGCAGUACGUCGACAAAAAAACUCGAUUAGGUUUGAUCUACACCGUGAUGAGGGAGCAGAUUGUAUCCUUAGCAAAAAUGUACCCACACCAGAGUCAAGAUGGAAAAUCUGCUAGACAAAUCGGCCAACUUUGCUUGUUUCGCAUGACAAAUUUGGACGCGUAGUGUAGUGCUGUUUGAGCUAGUUCAGCAGCAUUACAGAUCUAGUCUCUCAUGCUGAUUGGAGCAUGACAAAUUUCGAAAUACCCUUAGAAAAUGCUUCUCAUGGGGCUCCGCAUGACAAACAUUUUAAGCAUGCAGAUUUGCAUGACAACUAUGGUGUGGGUACGUUUUUACUCAGGAUAGAUUGUGAAGAUCACAAACAUGAAGUUCGAGUUGCCCCGACAGCCGGACCAGCACUUCAAGACAGUGUACGGGCAGUUGGUGACCGUAUGAGUUGCAAAAAUGUCUGGGUCUGGAAGAUUGCAACUUGUCAUGGUAAAUCUGAAGCAUGCAAAAAUCUGUGUUGCAUGAGUGCCAAAAGCUGUCCGCUUUUGACCAAGUUGGAACGGAGUUUCUCAUGCAGAAUAGGCAUGGCAGAGACCUCGCAGAGUCUGUCACGCUAAGUCCCGCAUUCCAGACCUCACGGGUCAUGGAAAAUCUGCAUGACAAGUCUACACUCUUCCAGACCCAGACAUUUUUGCACUUGAUAGACCGAGUUGGAAACGACUUUCGCCAACCUGUCGGAUCACGUGUAAGAGGUGUGGCACAGUCAACAUCUCCCCUAGAAGUUCAAGAGCGAGAUUUUUGACUCACCGACUUUUUCUUUUUACUUUUGCUUCUGAGCUUUUCACGAUGUAGUUGGGAGUGCUUGCUACACAGAUUUACUCUCGUUCACAAAAAUGAGAAGUGAACGUUUGACGAAAAUUACCACGCAGUCAGACAGUUCAGCAAAGCAGCGCGCUCCACGGAAAAUCUUUGCCUGGUGAUCCGGUUCUCAACAGGAUCUAUCGGGUACUGGGUUUUUCAGUACUGCAAGGCGUUUGCAGCGGAUUUAAGCACUCUCUCUUACACCAACACUUCUUGUUUGUCUUACGACCCUUGACGAGAGAGUUAUCUGAAAGUCCUAGUCCUUUGGUUUGAAAACAGAAAGAAAGAGAUACUGUGUUAUCAUGAGAUGAAAUUCUGAGGCAGCAAGUUGUCCUUGUG